Messenger RNA from Mya arenaria, 4053 nucleotides. RefSeq lists its product as uncharacterized. The record is from RefSeq and is a predicted model, not a curated record. The transcript has 11 exons. The coding region runs from base 50 to 2263 and encodes 737 amino acids. NCBI's taxonomy places the organism in Eukaryota, Metazoa, Mollusca, Bivalvia, Myida, Myidae.
GGAAAAUCCCAUUGAAAACGAAAGUGGAUUUUGUUUUUGGAUUUGAAUAAUGGACAAAGGAACAAAGUUUACAUUUCCUGCCUCAUUUUACCCGAGGUACCGACACUUAAAGCAGCGACUUGCUGAAUUAGUGCCACGAUUAUGUCGUAUCACAGAAGCUGGCAGCCUGCCUGAUGCUACGUUGAAUGGGAGAGAACUGCUGAAGGAGAUUGUACAGUCUGCGGAGCACUUCAGAAGCAGCGUCACUCUCUAUGUUUUUGAUGAGCCAAAGGGACUAAAGAAACCAGAUCUCUUCGUACAGAAUCAUGUAUCAUAUGGAGAUGACAAGGAGGAUCACAAACGUACCACCUGGUCCGAGUUCCAAUCAUCAACAGGGAAUGCCUCUAUGUACGAAUGUACCAUCUGUGUGUGUGUGGUCACGUCUGCCAAGAAUUUCUUGGAGUUUCUGAAGAGUACAACGAUGUUGCUGACAAAUGUGCAGAAGGGUAACAUUGUCAUCUACAGCACACAAGACUGUAAAUGUUACCGGUAUUACGACAUCUCUGACCAGGAGGACCCAAUUAUAGAGCCCUCCACCCAGUCACUGUCUGCUCUCAUACAGACACUGCUCGAGACCAAAAUCAUGGCAAUGUUUGAGCAAAUAGCAGCAUUUAUCAACAAAUUCAUUCCAAAGGAGGGUGAGGAGCUUGAAGUGCCGAUAAUGUCUGCCAUCGACACAAGCCUGCAGUUGGCCAUGAAGGACGAGAACGUGAUUAUUGACAUCUCCCCCGACAGGGGAAUGCAAGAAACCAAUGAUGGAAAUAUGAAGAUACCAGCAGAUUUGACUGCAUUGGAAAAGAACCAGAUAUUCCGCAGAAAAAUAGUGGCCUAUUUUACCAACAAAAUUAAAUGUACGCUGGUUGAAAACCUUGCUAAGAAAUACGGCCUGUCACAAGCAAUGGUUCUGGAUUUCUUCAAUGAGGGCUUCUUUGGUUUUGACAAGAAGAUGAAGGACUUGACGAGUGGGAUGGAGAACAUGGACUGGGAUACGUCGCGAGGAAUCUCCCAUGGCAUGUUUGUAUGCCGUAUGUUCAUGUACGAUGUCAUUAGGGGGAUGUCGAAACUCAUCAAUGAAGUUGAGGAUUACAUUCAGAGGAAGCUGGAGAUUCUUGGCCUGAUGGAGAAGCUGCAGUUUGAGCUGCAUGGAAUCAUGCAGGUUGCUGACGUAACUGUGGAUACACACAUCCCAGAUAUACCCCAACUACCAACAGAAGUCAUGUGUAAUAUUGUCAGGAUUCCAAGUGUUGAAAGUUGUGGACAUCAGUACGGGAGGCUGGUCUUAAGACUGAAUCAGCAGUUGACUCUGAUGGACCGAAAUGAUGUGGACUACUUUUUGAAGAAGGCCCAGUAUUGCCAUGGUUACAAAACUCAGCUUAUUACAAAGAAAGUCCAAGUUAGUGCUGAUAUUGAUCAAGGCCAUGAGCUUAGGUCAGAAAAUGAAAGAAUUGUAGACAACAAAAAAUACAACUAUUUCAGCUUAGGAUGUUUUGUAAAUAUCAAACCAACGGAUGAAUCUAAACAAGAAAAAGAGGAUCUGUAUGCUCUGACAUGUGGUCACUGUGUUAAGAACUGUAAACCAAAUAUUCAUGUAAAAAAUGGCCUGGAUUACAGAGAGUUUGGCCCAUGCAAUUAUAUGUUGAAUGAAAAUGACUUCCUUGACAUAGCAGCUGUCAAGGUUUCAAAUAAUGUUAUUCGGUCUUGCCAAAAGCACCUCAUGCGGUCAUCAAGAAUGGAAGCAGCACAACACUGGACCUUUUACAGUGGAAAUUUAGCAAGAAGGGUAGUGUACAAACAUGGUAGCAGGACACAAUUAACCCAUGGAAUAGUGGUUGGGCAAGACAACGUGACAAAAGAUAUAGCGAAAUGUAUUGAGAAACUGAAAAAUGAAACAACAGGAUCAGAGAAUGCCCUACCAGUAUUUCAAUUUCUUAUUGAGCCAAAGGUUGAUGUUCCAGAAAAUUCCCGCGUCUUUCAUGGAGGAGACAGAUUGCCAGAUCUAGCGCCAUUUUCCAAGGAUGGAGACAGUGGGGCAGUGGUUUGUAUGGAAGACCCAAAUUCAAACAAGUCCGUGCACGUGGUGGGCCUACUGUGUGGGGAUUACAAGAUGGAUGAUAACACAGGCAGUCACAUAUGCUCCUACGCCAGCGGCAUUCACUCUAUCGUACAGACAUUUGAGAAUAAGUUCAACUGCAAGGUCAUUCCUGCUUGCCAGAGCUCAUCAUAGAACAGACCAGCCAGCAUGUACUCUUCUUGUCCUCCAGAGUGAAUCAUACACAGUGGAUAUGAACACUUUGGCAAUAAUAGCUCUGGCAAGGGCAGAAAUCAAAUUGUACAUUAUUUAAGCUAUUCAAUAGAGUAUUCCAUAAAGUAUGAAUGUUCAUUAUAUUGUACUCAGUGUGUUUCAUUUGUUAAGGAUUUGCUCUGAUUGCUUAUUUUAUAUUUUUGAUUUUAUUUCAAAUAUAUGUUCCAAAGACUUUAUUUUUUUAAUAGAAUUGCAAGUGUGUAUGUAACACUCUAAAGCUGCCUUUAUUUUACAAAUUGAAGAUUUUAACAUUUUUUUCAGAUUUUAAAUUUUUACCAAGCAUUUUAUGCUGCAUCUUAACUCCAACUUGAGUGAAAACUUCAGCGAUGGAGACUCAAGACAAGUAAAGUCUUGGUCUGAUUAUAAGUUAUUAGUCAAAGAUAAUAAGCAAUAGUGUGAAUCUAAUUAAUUUUAUCGGUGUUAAUUCCUUAAGAUUUCAAUAUUUUGAACAUUAAAUGAAAUUUACCUUGUCGUUAAUAGAUGUCAAGAAGUCUAUAUAAAAUAAUAUAAUAUAUAUUUAUGUUUCAUACUUAUAAUUUGUUUGUAGCUUAGUUCAUGAGUUCUUCAUGAUUGAACAAAUGUGUGCUAACAGGAACCUGUUGAAUGGGGGAAAUAGGGGUGAUAUUAGUGCCAUUCUGAUUUGAAUAUUCAUUACCCAUAAAAGAUGUAAACCUGACAUAUGCAGGUUAUUCACAAUGUUUUGAGACUGAGAUGUACAAACUACCAGUAAUCAAAUCAGACAAUUAAGUGUACAGUACUUAAUACUUUAGAUACCAUAUUCAUGACCGUUACUACCAGGUAUAUGCAUAUCAGUUUCCUGUUCCAUACCUUACAGUGAAUUUACGGCAUCAUUGUUACUAUAACAACUCCUGUAGUGGAGCUUGUUGAAAAUAAUGAUUUCAGUAGAAACACAGUUAUGAUUGAACAUAUUACUCCCCAAUGUAUCACAAAAUAGUAUGAUGUUAAAGUGGUGUCAGUUAUUAGUCUGUGCUAUGUUUUGAUGUCAUUUAACAAGCGUUUUCCUUACACUUAAACAUCACCAAUAUAAUGUUGUUGGCUUUUGUCCUCGCCAAAUUUUAACUGACAGUUAUACAAGGCUAUGUCGAUGAAAUAAAAUUAUCAAUGGAAGAAAUAUAAAAGGUAACGAAGGGCUAUUUGGAUGUUUGUCAUUUGUCAGUGAUCAAAACCUUUCAGAGAGUAAAAACACAGAAUGAUAUGGAAAGAAGGCAUAUAUGAUAUUUUCCUACACUGUUAUACAUCACAUGAUAAUUUUGAAGUUAUAUCUAUUGAUACUUUAAUACCUUCACAACAAAUGCACAUGUGAGUGAUACAAACUGGUGUUUAUUGCUAUUUUCCGUAUUUUGUGUUUAUAAAAAGUUACCCGUGUAUAUGUAAAAUGAUAUAUCUAUCUCAAACUAUUUUUAGCUUACUUGAAGGCUUAUAAUGGCAGUUAGUUUGGAAUAUCAAAUUAUUUUUAUAAUCAUAUAGGUAAAUACCAUGUUAUGAUUUAAAUUAAGUUGCCUUUACCCCAUCACUUGUUUGUUAAAGAUUAUCCUGACUUUAAGGAGAUUAUUUGAUAUUCACUGCUGUAAUAAGUAAUAAUUAAUCUCUCAGAUGCCUAUAAUGUAUAACUGGUUUAUUUAUUUCUCUGAUCAAUAUUUCUGAACAAAGUAAUACUUAUGAUGUAAAUACAAUAAAGAUUGAUGAAUGUU